Molecule: messenger RNA, 1211 nt
Organism: Tripterygium wilfordii
Lineage: Eukaryota; Viridiplantae; Streptophyta; Magnoliopsida; Celastrales; Celastraceae
Product: putative protease Do-like 14
Exons: 7
Coding region: 338-1006 (222 amino acids)
Molecular function (GO): protein binding
Source: RefSeq, a predicted model, not a curated record
CGGCAACCAACAAUUCUUUUGCACCAACCUCUUCUGAUGUAAGAAGUGGAAAGUAUGGACUUGGGCUUCCUUUUUGGCUCCUACCCUGGGCUAUCUAAACAAUAAUAUCCCAGUAACUGCUUUUUACGGGCUUGGGUUCUGUUUUGGGCCUUUUGGGUACCUAGCUUGCGCCAUUUGCUUCUAGAGUUCUAGGAACAACUGGAAGUCUGGAUCCACCGUUCAAUACAUUCAACAUUCCAUGAAAAGAAGAAGAAAAACAAAAAAAAGGCGAAGGGUUUUGCUGGGGCUUUGAAUUUUGAGAGUUGUGAGAAAUCUCUACAAUUUCUGCGGAGUCGAGAUGAAUCAAUUUCUGAGAAAAUCUUCCUCUCAUUUGAUCAGAAACUCUAUCGUAUCACUUGGAGCUCUCGGGUCAGGCCUCUUAUACGCAAACAGCGAUUCGAAUCCUCGAACAAGGAUUACUGUGUCAAUUAAUGCACCCUUCCACGAAUCUUUAUCACUGCUGCCAUGGAAGUUAUCAGAAAAUGUGAGGCCCCGUUCUCUGUUCCUCUCGGCUGAACAAGGGCAAUUUGGAAAUCUUCCGUUAUUUUCUUCUCGAGUUAGUUCUGCUUCUUCCGAGGAUAUAAUGAAGGAAGCUCCUGAUGGGGAAGGAGAUGAUGCAAAACCGUUUGUUGGAAGGAGAGUUGUUCGGCCUUGGCUUGGAUUGAAAAUGGUUGAUCUUAAUGAGUUGAUUAUUGUUCAGCUUAAAGAAAGAGAUGCCACUUUCCCCAAUGUUAGCGAAGGUGUUCUUGUGCCUAUGGUGGCUCCUGAUUCCCCAGCUGAUCGUGCUGGAUUUCAUCUUGGUGACGUUGUCAUUGAAUUUGAUGGGAAGCCUAUUAAAAGCAUCAAAGAGAUAGUUGAAAUAAUGGAGGACAGAAUUGGAGUGCCAUUGAAGGUCAUUGUGAUAAGAGCAAAUGAUAAUGCAGUGACUUUGACUGUAGUUCCAGAGGAAGCAAAUCCAGAAGUGUAGAUGUUUUCUUUUUGACAAGUUGCACCUUUUUGUGCUUUUAUAUAAGGGGAAAGCACGUACUGAAUCUUUAUGUAAGAAAAGAAAUUAAAGUAACUACAAUAUAGUCAGUUUUUUAAAAUGGUGACCUAAAGUCUGUAUGUAUCUUAUGAAUCCAUCCAUUAUUUAUGAUGUCUUUUUAUGCAAAUUUGUUUUUUUGGUGGUGUAA